UGGAGCUGAGUAAGGAGCGGGAGAAUGGGCAGGUGAGCCUGACCAGCCAGGUAGCAGAGGGAAGGGCAGGAAUGGCGCCAUGGACUAUAGAUCUCAGGCGAGGGAAGGCAAGGACUACUGCAGGCACUGGAUGCACAGAGGCAGGUGCUAGUAAGAUUUUUCCUGACACAAUAUCAAGGACAAGCUACAGCAAGCUCAGAGGGAGAUGAAGGCAAUGGAGAAGAGACACAAAGAAGAAAUGGAAAGGAUGCGCAGGAUCCAGCUGCAGUACAGGCUGUGUGAACAAAAGCAGAUGGACACAGGCUCUGCAGCAGCGUCCUCCAAAGAAGGAGUCUCCCCUCUGCAGCCUGAAAACUCGAGCAUGGACAGUUCAUGCUGGUCAAGCCAGGAGAGAGAGAAGCAAUGCCUGAAGAUGCUGAGGAGCAUUGUGAGCAUGGCAGAUCCAGCAGAGAAAUACACUGGCUGGCAACAUAUUGGCAGUGGGUGAGUGCAGCCACACUUCCUUCUACACAACUAUGGGCCAGGUAUUUUGGUG
This is a messenger RNA of Prinia subflava (tawny-flanked prinia), 535 nucleotides long. RefSeq names its product serine/threonine-protein kinase PAK 3-like. The transcript has 3 exons. The coding region runs from base 206 to 487 and encodes 93 amino acids. The record is from RefSeq and is a predicted model, not a curated record. NCBI's taxonomy places the organism in Eukaryota, Metazoa, Chordata, Aves, Passeriformes, Cisticolidae.